Messenger RNA from Eimeria maxima, 5832 nucleotides. RefSeq lists its product as hypothetical. Bases 1 to 5832 code for a protein of 1943 amino acids. The transcript is spliced from 8 exons. Lineage: Eukaryota; Apicomplexa; Conoidasida; Eucoccidiorida; Eimeriidae. The record is from RefSeq and is a predicted model, not a curated record.
AUGAGCCGCCUGCAGCUGCAUGCACGGCUGUCCCCUGCAGCAGGUGACGAGUCUCCUGUUGAUCAUGACGCCCCUCAUGCAGCAGCAGCUGCAGCAGCAGCAGGUCGCAGCAGCAGAAAGCAGCAGCUGCUGCUGCAGCAGCAGCAGCUGCAGCAGGAGCCUUCUGUUGAGGUAUGGACUGCCCUCUUCUUCUCUUCCCCUGAGGAGUUUGCUGCUCAUACAUUUAAUCAAGAGCAUGCAGCAGCAGCAACAACAACAGCAGCAGAAGAAGCAGAAGCAGCAGAAGCAACACCAGCAGCAGCAGCAGCUGCUGCUGCUGCACGUGCUGCAGACAGUCGGCAGCAGAGUAGAGAACCCGAGUUGCUGCUGCCUGUCCCUGCAGCAUUUUUCUUUAACAAUCCCUCUCUCUCUGAUAGCGACAGCAGCAGAAGCAGCAGCAACAACAGCAGCAACAGCAACGGCAACAGUAGCAGCAACAACAACAACAACAACAGCAGCAGCAGCAGCAGCAGUCGUGUAGACGGCACGCUAAGGCCCCCUCUAUAUAAUAAUAAUAAUAUAAUUAAUUGUCCCUCCUCUAAUGUCUUUCUUUCUUCCUUAAUUGAUUCUCCUACAGCAGCAGCAGCAGCAGCAGCAGCAGCAGCAACGCAUGCAAACGCUGCAACUGCUGCAGCAGGGGCCCCCAAGGGGGCCCUCAAAGGGGCUUACAAAUGGGGGGACCAGGAGGCACUAAAAUGGGGCCCCCGAAGGGGCCCCCCAGGGCAAGAAGAAAAUAUAAGGACACCCUUGUCUUCUCGUGUUCGUGAUGAAGAAUCCGCAUGCUGCAGCAGCAGCAGCUGCAGCUGCAGCAGGAGCUGCUGCUGCAGCAGCAAUAGCGGCAGUAACUUGGGUUAUCCCAGAGCAGUAGCAGAAGAAGAAGAAGGGCGAGCAGCAGCAGCAGCAGCAGUAGCAGCAGAAGCAGAAGAACGACGAGCUGCUGCUGCUGCUGCUGCUGCUGCUGCUGCUGCUGCUGCAGCAACAACAUCAACAACACCCAAAUGUACUCAGACUCCAAAGCUUAUUCCUGUACAACUCCAACAGCAGCAGGAGGAGCAGCAGCAGCAGCAGGAGCAGCGGCCGCAGCUGCACUCGCAGCCAGUGCAGCUGCAGCAGCUGCAGCAGCCACAAGACCCGCAGCAGGAGCAAUUACUCGUGCUGCAGUGCGAGGUAAGAGAUGCUCCAGCAGCAGAAGCAGCACAAUCUACUGCAGCAGCAGCACCAGCAGCAGAAGCAGCAGCAGAAGGAUCACCCUCCAUCUCAUGCUCUGCUGCUGAGAAGCCAGGCUCUCCACAGCAGCAGAAGCAGCAGCAACAGCAGCAGCAACAGCAGCAGCAGCAGCAGCAGCAGCGGCGUGUGUCGUUGGAAUCAGCAACAGCAGCUCGUGAGGCGAGUCGUCGGGCUUUAUUAAACAGCCUACGCUUCACCUCCAGCCUCAGCAGCAGCAGCAGCAGCAGCAACAGCAGCAGCAGCAGCAGCAGCAGCUUUCUACCAUCAGCAGCAGCAGCAGCAGCAGAAGGUCGAUUGCGCCUUCCUCCAGUAAGGGCUUUAGAUGAUGUUAGCGGAUACCAUGGCAGCAUGAGGACACGAUCAGCGGCAGCAGCAGCAGCUGCAGGUGCAGCAGCAGCAGACACAGCAGCAGCAGUAGCAGCAACGCCGUAUUCUCCUCCUGAUUUCACCCGCAGCAGCAACUACAGCAGCAGCAACUACAGCAGCAGCAGCUACAGCAGCAGCAGCAGCAGGAGACCAUUAACAGUUCGUCAGGUAAUAGGUUUAGCACUCCGUAGCCGCCGUCGUAGCAGCAUGAUGUCCACCUCCAGCAGCAGCAGCAGCAGCAGCAGCAGCAGCAGCAGCAGCAAUAGCAGCAGCAGCACCACCAACCCCUCAUCAACCACCGCCACCACCGCCCCUACAACAACUUCAUCAUCAUCAUCAUCAACAACAACAACAGCAACAACUAACAACAACAGCAGCACCAACAACAACAGCAGCAGCAGCAGCAGCAACAGCAGCAGCAGCAGCAGCAGCAGCAGCAGCAGAGUAUCGUGGCAGAGUGCGUUAUGCUAUAGCUGCCGCUCUUAUAUUUCUUUAGGGAGAGAAAAUAUUUUAUUUUAUUUACAACUUGUUGCUGCCUUCGAGGCUAAUUGGGUACCUGUUAGGCCUAUUCCUUCUUAUUAUUACUGCAGCAGCAGCAGCAGCAGCAGCAGCAACAGCACCAGCAGCAGCAGCAGCAGUAGCAGCAGUAGUAGUAGUAGUAGUAUGAGGGGGGAUCAGAGGAAAGGAUCUAUAGGGGUAGAUGAGAGUACAAGUGUUAGUGUAUAUUUAGUUGCUCCUUUCUUAGUUCGUGCUGCUCGUCAUAUUAAACUACGUCCUUGUGAGCUACAAGAUCUAGCAGCAAAGGAACUCAGCAAAUGCAGCAGCAGCAGCAGCAGCAGCAACAGCAGCAGCAGCAACAGCAGCAAUGCAGUGCAGCAGGGGCUGAAACAGGAGCAGCAGCUACGACCGCAGGCGCUGCUAAUGGCAGCAGCAAAACGUGAUAAACUUCCCAAUCCGCUCACUCUCCGCAUGCGUGGCACAGCAGCAGCAGCACCAGCAGCAGCAGCAGCACCAGCACCAGCACCAGCACCAGCACUAGCACCAAUUGCAGCAACUCCAGCAGCAGCAACGGCAGCGGGACGGUUGUCACCCGCUGCAAGCCCUUCCCCCUCUAUAGCUGCAGCAGCAGCAGCAACCACAUCACCAGCAGAAACAGCAGCAACAUCACCAGCAGCAGCAGCAGCAGCAACAGCAGCAACAGCAGCAACAGCAACAGCAGCAGCAGCAGGAGAAGGGGUGCGUCAAAUAGAUGUCUUUUUGUGCUGCGGAGGCAAAGACAUGCUUGCCCUUGAUUGGCUCCCCUUUAUAUCAAGAUAUCUAUCUUAUUGUCUUGCUGCUGCAGUGCAGCAGCAGCAGCAAGCAGCAGCAAAAGAAGGAAGAAUAACAUUUAAUGAGAGUGCUGUAUUCACUGCAGCAGCAGCAGCAGCAGCAAGAGCACCAACUGUAGCAGCAGCAACACAGCGUCGCUCCCCAGCACAAGAAAGAGGGGAAAGAAUCGCAAGGAUUCUUGCACAGGCAGCGAAGCAGCACCUGCAAGAGCAGCAGCAGCAGAAGAAGCAACAGCAGCAGCAGCAGCAGCAACAGCAGCAGCAGCAGCAGGAUAUUGACAGGGCGUCAGAUCGUACAAGUGAAGCAGAGGUUGCUGCUGAGGCUUUUCCCCAAAGUCCCGUUGCUUCCAAAGACACCUCUGGCGGUGCAGCAGGAGGAGGAGCAGCAGCAGGAGGUGCAGCAGAUGCAGCAGCAGCAGCAGCAGCAGCAGCAGCAAAUGAAGAAUUAGUAGAUUUAGAGGUACCUGUGCUGCUGCAGAUGGAUUUAGCGUUUGUAUUGUUAGAUUAUCCAGGCUAUGGAUACAGCAAAGGAGAUGUACCUACACCACAAGUGAAUGGUUUAACAUCUUCAUUAAGACAACUCAAAUCAAUGGUCGGAGAUAAAUGUCAACUCAGGACAGCAAAUAUUAUAUGUAAGGAACUCUUGUUGAUGCAUGCGCAGCAGCAGCGCAGCAGGAGACGCUCCUCCAGCAGCAGCAACAGCAGCAAUAAUAGCAGGAGCAGCAAUAGCAGCAAUAGUACAGCAGCAGCAGCAGCAGCAGCAGCACCUGCAGUAGGAGAUUCUUCUUCCUUAUUCUUUGAUGCUGCUGGUGGUAGUGAUCUCUCGGGUGUAUCCUCACCUCUUGCUGCAGCAGCAAACCCUCUCUCUCCUGUUGAACCCUUAGGGGGUUGGUCACCAUUCCCUAGAGGAGGUGGCAACAGCAGCAGGAGCAGCAGCAACAGCAGCAGCAGCAGUAGAAGCAGCAGGAAGCAUGCAAAGACUAAGUGGAAGAAGAAGGGUGCACAUGGACCCUGCAGCAGCAGCAGCAGCAGCAGCAGCAGCAGCAACAGAAGCAGCCCAAACAGCGAAUACAACCGUUAUAGGAGAAUCAGCAGCAGCAGCAGCAACAGCAACAGCAACAGCAAUAGCAGCAGCAGCAGGAGGGACAGCACAAGUGCAGCAGAGCAUCUGCAGGUAUUUGCUUCUCCUCUUCGUCCUCAAUUUGCUGCAGCAAGAGAUCCUUUUGAUGGAGAAGCAGUAGCAGCAGCAGCAGCAUUUGCUUCCCCUGUCCCUAUCAGCAACAACAUCAGCAGCAGCAACAGCAACAGCAACAGCAGCAGCAGCAGCGAGGAUGAGAUCCAAAGAAGUACAGCAGCAGCAGCAGCAGCAGCAGCAGCAGCAGCAGCAGAAGAGAAUGACUUAGGUUUACCAUUUCGUGAAUUCUUACAAGAAUUAAUCCAUGAUGAACACAACAACAACAACAACAACAACAGCAGCAGCAGCAGCAGCAACAGCAGCAACAGCAACAGCAGCAGCAGGCACCUACAACAGCAGGAUGAGGAAGAAGCAUCAUCAUCAUCAUCAUCAUCAUCAUCAUCAUCAUCAUCAUCAUCAUCAUCAUCAUCAUCAACAGCAGCAGCAGCAGGAGCAGCAGCAGCAGCAGCAGGAGCAGGAGCAGCAGCAGCAGCAGCAGCAGCAGGAGGAGGAGGAGGUGUAUCAUUUAGUGGUGUGUUUCUUGUUGCUGCAUUUACAUCAACAGCUGAUUGUGUUUCUUCUUUCUUGCAAUUACCUCCAUCAUUAACUUCCUUAUUUACUCCUAUUAUACAAUUCAUACAAGAUACUAAUACUGUAUGGAAUAACGAAGUUGCUGUCCAAAGAUUUUGUAACACAUUAGCAGAAGGUGGUUCUUUAUUUCGUGGUAGUAAGUUGGUAAUGGUUCAUGGUACAGAAGAUAACGUUGUUCCUUAUUGGAUGGGGAAACGUCUCUUUAAUCUUGCUGCACAAAGUGGCGCCCUCCAUACAAAUCAGCAGCAGCAGCAGCAGCAGCAGCAGCAGCAGCAGCAGGAUGAGCAGCAGCAGCAGCAGCAGAAUCAGCAGCAACAACAGAAAAAUAAUUCUACAGCAUUCCUUAACGAAGAUAUUUCGGAAGUAGUCUCGCCAGCUCGUACAGAGACUCCCUACCCCAUGGCAGCAGCAGGAGCAAGAGGAGCAGCAGCAGCAGCAGCAGCAGCAGCAGCAGCAGCAAAUGGCGAUACUAGUGUGCCUAUACACCGCACGUUGGGGGGUGUUGGGCAAUUGUGUGUUGCUGCUGGUGAUUAUACAAAGGAAGGGAGGGAAACAUCUGAUGAAUCAAUUCUUCCUGUUGCUGUGCAUGCAGUUAGAGAAGAGCCACUGCAGCAGCAGCAGCAGCAGCAGCAGCAGCAGCAGCAGCAAGAUGCAGCAGCAGAAGUGUCUCCUAUCCCUCUUGAAUUGGAUCCAUUUGGAGGAGACAGCAGCAACCAAUCAGAGGGACCCUCUCUUCCUAACAGGGACACUCCCCGCAGCGACACAGGUGCAUGCAACAACAACAGCAACAGCAGCAGCAGCAGCAGCAGCAGCUCAGGUUCUAUGGAGUCUGCAUGUAGAAGACCUUACACUGCAGAGCAGACACCGCGAAGGUUAACGCCCUUGUCUGUUGGGUGUACAGACACCCCAACACCAAGCGAGGAUAAGGAAGAGUCACCACCACCACCACCACCACCACCAGCAACAGCAACAGCAGCAACAGCAGCAACAGCAACAGCAGCAGCAGCAGCAGCAACCGAUCCAUCAGAUCAUAUCCCAAUUAAUUCUUCUCCUGCUGCUUCUUCUUCUGAUUCGCAUCGUCCUUCUUGUCCCGAGUUAGCAGCUUGA